Molecule: messenger RNA, 2446 nt
Organism: Carlito syrichta (Philippine tarsier)
Lineage: Eukaryota; Metazoa; Chordata; Mammalia; Primates; Tarsiidae
Gene: IL4R
Product: interleukin 4 receptor
Exons: 9
Coding region: 8-2446 (812 amino acids)
Biological process (GO): production of molecular mediator involved in inflammatory response; cytokine-mediated signaling pathway
Cellular component (GO): membrane; external side of plasma membrane
Molecular function (GO): protein binding; cytokine receptor activity
Source: RefSeq, a predicted model, not a curated record
UCUCCCAAUGGGGCCGCCCUGCUGUGUGCUCCUGGUCCCUGUGAGCUGCCUGAUCCUGGUACAGGUGGUGGGCUCUGGGAGUAUGAAAGUCCUGCGCGAGCCCACUUGCUUCUCCGACUAUGCCAACCUCUCCACCUGCGAGUGGCAGAUGAAUGGCCCCAUCAACUGCAGCGCCGAGCUCCGCCUGUCCUACCAGCUGGACUUCCUGCUCUCUGAGAUCCUCACGUGUGUUCCCGAGAACAGCGAAGGUGCGGGGUGCGUGUGCCAUAUGCCCAUGGAUGGCAUGGUCGCAACAGACAACUACAAGGUAGCCUUGCUGGCCAGGCAGCAGCUGCUAUGGACUGGCUCCUUCAAGCCCAGCGAGUAUGUGAAGCCCAGGGCCCCGGAGAACCUCACGGUCCACACCAACGUCUCCGACACCCUGCUGCUUACCUGGAGCAACCCAUACCCGCGUGACAGUUUCCUGUAUGACGAGCUCACCUACCUGGUCAACAUUUCCAGUGAAGACAACCCCACGGACGUCAGAAUCUAUAAUGUGACCUACCUAGAACCCACUCUCCGCCUCGCGGCCAGCACCAUGAAGUCUGGGGUUUCCUACGGGGUGCGGGUGAAGGCCUGGGCUCAGAGGUAUAACAGCACCUGGAGUGAGUGGAGCCCCAGCAUCACGUGGCGGCACUCCUACAGGGACCCCUUGGAACAGCGCCUCCCGCUGGGCGUCAGCAUCUCCUGCAUUGUCAUCCUGGCCAUCUGCCUGUCCUGCUAUUUUGGCAUCAUCAAGAUUAAGAAGGAAUGGUGGGACCAGAUUCCCAACGCCGCCCACAGCCCCCUGAUGGCCAUUGUCAUCCAGGAUUCUCAGGUGUCACUGUGGGAGAGGCGGUCCCAAGGCCAGGAACUGGCCAAGUGCCCACGCUGGAAGACUUGUCUUACCAAGCUUCUGCCCUGUUUGCUGGAACACGGCAUGAAAAGGAACGAGGAUCCCCCCAAGGCUGCCAGAAGUGGGCCUUUCCAGGGCCCGAGCAAGUCAGUAUGGCACCCUGUGGAGGUCAGCAAGACAGUCCUCUGGCCAGAGAUCAUCAGCGUGGAGCGGUGCGUAGAGUUGUUUGAGGCCCAGGCGGAGGGUGAGCAGGAGGAAGCGGAGGAAGAUGACUUCUGCCCGUGGCCUGAGAGCAGCAAGGGUGGCUUCCAGGAGGGCAGGGAGGGCAUUGCGGCCCGGCUGACGGAGAGCCUGUUCCUGGACCUGCUUGGGGGUGAGGAGGGCGGCCUUGGCCAGCAGGGCUUGGGGGAGUCGUGCCUCCUUCCGCCUUCAGGAAGCACAAGUGCUCAGAUGUCCCAGGCCGAGUUCCCGAAUACAGGGCCCCCGGGGGAGGCUUCCCAGGGCGCAGAGCUACCUUUUGGCCAAGAGCCAGGUCCUGCAGCCAGCCCAACCCAGAGCCUGGCUAGCUUGGCUUGCACAGAGACGCCCGUCGUCAUCGCAGACAACCCUGCGUACCGCAGCCUCAGCAACUCUCUGAGCCAGCCCCCAAGUCCUGGAGAGCUCGCCCCAGAUCCGCAGCUGGCCGAGCGCCUGGAGGAAGUGGACCCCACGGGCCCCUGUGCCCCUGAGCCCUCAGAGCCCGAAACCUGGGAGCAGAUUCUCCGCCAGAGUGUCCUUCAGCACCAAGCGGCCCCGACCUCAGCCCCCGCCAGUGGCUAUCGGGAAUUUGUACACGCAGUGCAGCAGGGCAGUCCCCAAGACGGCGCAGGGGCGGGCUUGGGCCCUUCUGGGGAGGCUGGGUACAAGGCGUUCUCCAGCCUACUCACCAGCAGUACUGUGUCCCCAGGGGCGUGUGGACUUGGGGCCAGCAGCGGGGAGGGGGGCUACAAGCCCUUCCAAGACCUCCUUCCUGGCUGCCCCGGGGACCCUGCCCCAGGCCCUGUCCCCCUGUUCACCUUUGGACUGGACACAGAGCCAUGUCACGGCCCACAGAACUCACACUUCCUGGGCGGCUCCCCAGAGCUCCUGGGUCUGGAGCCAGGGGGAGAGGGAGAGGGCAGGCAGAAGCCCCCGCUCUCCCCUCAGCAGGCCACAGACCCCCCCAGUGACGACCUGGGCAGCGGCAUUGUCUACUCAGCCCUCACCUGCCACCUGUGUGGCCACCUGAAACAGUGUCACGGCCAGGAGGAGAGUGGCCAGGCCCACGUUGUGGCUGGCCCCUGCUGUGGCUGCUGCUGUGGAGACAGGCCCUCGCCCCUCAUGACCCCCCUGAGCACCCCGGACCCCUCUCUAGGUGGGAUUCCACUGGAGGCCAGCCUCUGUCCAGCCUCCCUGGCACCCUUGGGCAUCUCAGAGGAGGGUAAGUCCUCACCGCCCUUCCAGCCUGCCCCUGGCAAUGCUCAGAGCUCCAGCCAGACCUCCAAAAUGAUGAGCCCUGUCUCCUUGGGGCUGGCAUGCACAAGGGCCUCCUAG